Olea europaea var. sylvestris is the source of this 1925-nucleotide messenger RNA. Its product is annotated as BTB/POZ domain-containing protein At5g60050. The coding region runs from base 214 to 1743 and encodes 509 amino acids. The transcript has 2 exons. The record is from RefSeq and is a predicted model, not a curated record. Lineage: Eukaryota; Viridiplantae; Streptophyta; Magnoliopsida; Lamiales; Oleaceae.
CUUACCCUCACUCCCACUCAUACUAUCCUCUUUGUCCCUAAACCCUACUCCCUAUACCACCUCAUCCCCUAUAGACACACACAAACUUUACUCUCUGUCCCGAGCAGAACUUCAGAUCCAACAUUGCCUUCUUGCAUUAUUUUCUUGGAUUCCCCCCCACGCACACGCACACUAUCACCCACGCAAACACACACCUGACAUCAAUUCAAUUUAAUGGCAUCAGAUAGCAAUACCCACCAUAAAUCAUCUUCAAGAAAUCAACAACAACUCGUCUCUACAAUGAUAAAGCAAGGCUUCAUUUCCGACCCCUUUCUCUCUCCUCCCCCAACUUUCCGGCCCCUCACUAGCCCCACCCGCUCGCCAAAUCCGAAUCAGAGUCCGACCCUCUUCGAGAUGAUGUCCCUCGAACAGGCCCGCGAGCCCAAACCGCAAUCCGAAGCCCACAAGAAGCUCAGAGAAAGAAUUUCUGCAAUAUUGUCCCAAUCCCCAUUUCAUAACGUGAAUAGUGGCAAUGAUUGGGGGACGGGUGACGUCAGGCUCACUAUAGCGUCCCGGGAAAGGGAGCCGGAUGGAGGUGCGGAAACGGCGGCGUUUCGUGUGUCGAUGGACUUGCACCGAAGGGUGCUCGCCGCAAAAAGCCGGUUUUUUGCAGAGAAGCUCCGGCGAAGUGGGACCCAUUCCGUCGAAAUUCUUGAAUGUGAUGACGUGGAGGUGUAUGUACAUGCAGUGGUACUUAUAUACUGUGAGGAUUUAAAGACUAGGCUCAUGGGUAUGGAGGUUUCCAAGAUCUUGGCCCUCUUAAAGGUCUUUUCAGCCUUCUUAUUUGAUGAUGGGACAAUUGCAUGUCUUGAGUAUCUAGAAGCGGUACCUUGGUCUGAGAAAGAAGAGGAAAGAGUCGUGUCACAUCUCAAUCAACUUCAGCUCAAUGACUCAAGGACAGACGACGUGCUUCAGAGAGUAAUAGCCGAGCCUUCAACUUCUUCAAGAGCCGAUGAUAUAUUCUUGAAAUUGUCGGCUGGUAUGUUGCAGGCCAAAAAUGAUAAAGCCCGAAGAGAAAUGAAAAUAUUGAUAGCUCAAUUGCUUAGAGAAGAGACUGUGGACAGGCCUGAUAUCUCAAGGGAUGCACUGUAUCAUGUUUGCCAUAGAUGUCUUAGUUCUCUUGUCCUCUGCUUAUCUGAAGCCACUUGCUUAGAUGAAAGCACUCGAGAUCGAGGGAUUUUAAUGGGUGAAAUCGCUCGAGAAGCUGAUAAUAUUCAGUGGGUAGUUGAUAUCCUGAUCGACAGAAAAAUGGGUGAUGAAUUUGUAAAGUUAUGGGCCGAGCAGAAGGAGCUCGCUAGUCUUCACGCGAAGAUCCCGACAAUGUAUCGCCAUGAAAUAAGCAAGAUCACUGCACAACUUUGUAUUGCUAUUGGAAGAGGUCAUAUUCUAGUACCGAAGGAGACAAGGUUUUCUCUGCUCUCAACCUGGUUGGAAGCGCUUUAUGAGGAUUUUAGAUGGAUGAGACAGGCUUCUAGAGCGGUUGACAAAAAAUUGGUCGAGGAGGGACUAAGUCAGACAAUUCUCACCCUGCCGUUGCCUCAACAGCAGUCCAUUUUGCUUAACUGGUUCGAUAGAUUCCUCAACAGAGGUGAUGAUUGUCCAAAUAUUAAGAGGGCGUUUGAAAUUUGGUGGAGAAGGGCUUUCGUGAAGCAAUAUGUGAUUGAAUCUCAGUUGCAGAUAACCAUCUGUGAUUAUCCAAACUGACGGUAUGUUGUUAAAUAAAAGUUUAAUGCUAUCCAUAAAUUUCCAUACCAUAUUUCCUCAUUCUUGGAAAACAUUUUAUUGUGUUUUUCUUUCUUGACUGAACGAAGAUUGUAACACAAAAUAUGAUGUGUACGUACUAGCAGUUGAAUUUAAUGAAGUAAAGACACUCAGUUGUCUGAAUA